AUGGUAUCAUGGGGGCAUCAUGCAAUUAAUUUGGCUCCGAAAUUCCUGAUCAUUGCCGUCGCCUUCUUGGCCUGCGCCUACGCCGAUGUCUCGGAGUUGGCAGCAGUUGGAGGAUAUGAUUAUCCCCAGCCCGCUCCGCCGGCGCCUGUGAAGAGCUACAUUCCCCCACCGCCACCACCACCCCCACCAGCACCCAAGAACACCUACAUCCCUCCCCCAGCUGCGCCUGCCAAGGCCUACAUCCCACCCCCACCACCACCACCACCACCGGCGCCCAAGAACACCUACAUCCCCCCAGCACCUGCCGCAGCUGCUCCCGUGGAGACCUACAUCCCUCCCGCGGCCCCAGCCCCCGCCUACAUCCCUCCCGCUGCUCCAGCCCCCGCCUACAUCCCACCUGCCCCCGUCCAGGCCGAGGAGCCCAUCAUCGAGGAGAUCGAGCAGCCCGCCCAGGACGGCUACCGCUACAAGACCGUCCGCCGCCGCGUCUUCCGUCACCGCAACUAA
Drosophila teissieri is the source of this 507-nucleotide messenger RNA. RefSeq names its product vegetative cell wall protein gp1. NCBI's taxonomy places the organism in Eukaryota, Metazoa, Arthropoda, Insecta, Diptera, Drosophilidae. The record is from RefSeq and is a predicted model, not a curated record. The transcript is spliced from 2 exons. The coding region runs from base 1 to 507 and encodes 168 amino acids.